AUGUCCGGAUUCGAGAUUCUUGCCGCAGUGACUAGUAUCACAGCAGCUUUCAAAGGUUCUGCAGCCCUCGUCGUCUCCUGGCAGGAGGGAAAGAGAGAACGUCAGGACAAUGGCCACAACCAACGGUUAUUAAGAUCACUCACCUAUGGAGCGGCAAGGGUCAAGUAUGAAUAUGACCAGCAUUUUGCGAGGCUAGGCCCAAGGCUUUCUUCUGGUAUCUCAAGAGCGGAGUUAGGCCAAUGCCUAGUUCAACUGCAGCAUCUAAAUGCCAUGAUCACAAUGGAGUCGGCUGGCGCCCAUCCAGUUGUGAUGCCAAGUCUGGCCACGAUGCUUGCUAUGUCGGAUAAUACAAGGGAAAGGGCCGUUGCUAUAUUAGAAGAGCAAUAUCAACGCAUGGCAGGACAAGUCGACCUUCCAUUGCCAUUUGUUUCUCGACUUCACCGUUGCGCAAUCCGUGGUUCUGUAGCCUCUGAAACGGGUAGAGGUGUGUUUCGGAGGGCAUCAACUGCGCGACAUCAAACUGGGGAAAUUAUGGCGUCGAGAUACUCAACAGGUGAUAAAGAGCCGGAUACGAAGUCUGACAGGCGACCGCGAAGUUGGAUGAACCAACAAGUGCCAACACCUCAUCCACCCGCUACACCAAGGCCACUUUCUGAAGGGUUUUACUCCUGA
Messenger RNA from Venustampulla echinocandica, 672 nucleotides. RefSeq lists its product as uncharacterized. Bases 1 to 672 code for a protein of 223 amino acids. The transcript has 2 exons. The record is from RefSeq and is a predicted model, not a curated record. Lineage: Eukaryota; Fungi; Ascomycota; Leotiomycetes; Helotiales; Pleuroascaceae.